AUCGUCCUCUCUCCAAUUCCCCUGAUGUGGCAGAAAGAGUUUACACUUUCAAGACGUGGCAAGGGCUGUCAUCUCGUUACACAGGAAGUUAUAAGGGAGAUCCAGCCUGGUAUGAAGGAUGUUCAAAUCGGGAUGCUGUUUCUGUUUAUAAAACAUACGAGCGCAAGCUUGACUGUCAAUGAGAACUACGAUCCAGAUGUUCGCGCCGACAUGGACAUGGCACUGGACUCGAUAGUCCCUGAACAGACCCUUCCCUGGCGACACACAGACGAGGGCUUAGAUGACUCCGUCUCUCACACCAAGGCCAGCCUCAUCGGUUCCUCGAUCAGCCUUCCUAUCACUAAUGGACGCUUGAAUUUGGGGACGUGGCAAGGAAUCUAUCUUAACGAGUUCCGUCAUCUGCCUCACUCCCGCCAAGUUGUGGCAACAAUAAUGAGCUGA
Molecule: messenger RNA, 441 nt
Organism: Mycena indigotica
Lineage: Eukaryota; Fungi; Basidiomycota; Agaricomycetes; Agaricales; Mycenaceae
Exons: 6
Coding region: 25-441 (138 amino acids)
Source: RefSeq, a predicted model, not a curated record